Phytophthora sojae is the source of this 2283-nucleotide messenger RNA. RefSeq lists its product as hypothetical. Bases 1 to 2283 code for a protein of 760 amino acids. The transcript has a single exon. Gene Ontology annotation, molecular function: symporter activity. Lineage: Eukaryota; Oomycota; Peronosporomycetes; Peronosporales; Peronosporaceae. Gene Ontology annotation, cellular component: membrane. The record is from RefSeq and is a predicted model, not a curated record.
AUGAGCGGGCGAAGCACUUCGUCCCGCCGCGAUAGCGGGUCGGAGUCCGAGUCUGAGAUCAGCAUCGCUCCCAGCAGCAUCGACAGCAUCAGCGGGCUACGCAGGAGCAAACCGCGGCACGUCAUCUACGAGGACAGCGAGGCCGGCGACGGCGACAGUCGGGACAGCGAGCUCGACCUCAGUCUCUAUGACACGGACGAGAUCCAGGACUCGGAGCGCCCCAGCUACCGCAUCUCGUUUGGGUCCAUCUUGUCGGGUUCGCCCAUCCCAUACGAAGAGGACGUGGACGAAGAGAUCACAACCCCGGCGCCGCGCAACCGAGCGGACUUUGACAGCUUUGUGAGCGUUGACACGACAGCGGGCCUUGCGCCUCGAGGCCCACCGCUGCAUCUCCAGCAGCUCCAGCAGCAAAACCAGAGGCUUCAGAACCUCCAGCGCCAGCAGCACGAGCAGAUCCAGGAACAGCAACAGCGCUUCCCUGACGCCUAUGAGGCUGCAAGCAUUUCAGCCACUUCAUUCUACCAGUAUCUUCGAGACACCUUUGGUACCUUCGGUGGCGAGACAGACUCGUCUCGAGGCGCAGCAUUCAACCUCAACACUUCGUAUGGACGGACCUCUAAAGCUCCCGCGGGUUCCGAGGCAAACGUGCGAACGAAUUUCAGCAGCGCUUCGUCGCGGGAGGCACCACUGGGGACGCCCAACGACUCUUAUGAUGUACUUGGCACGCCGCCCGGUGAACCACCGGCUUUGCGGCCUUCACGCCCACCUUCGUCGGAGCAGUCCAGAGACUCGUUUCCGUUCGAUGAGAUCCACUCCCAAGCGCUGCAGCACCUCCCUCGAUCCAUGAACUCGUUCAUGUUGGCUUUGCUCAUGGCCGUCGGGUUCGGCGUCGGCUUUGCGGCGCUUUCAGCAGACCCACCCGAGGCGUACGGGUACUGGCUCAACGAAAUUGGCACGCUCUACGUUCGACUCGUCAACUGCGCUGUUGUGCCCAUGGGAAUAUGCCAAGUCAUCUUCUCCGUGUCCACGCUGACUGCGCGUGGAGCGCUCUGGCGACUUUGGCUUAAAACGUUGGCCUUCUACGUAGUGCUGUGCCUGUUUUCAACCAUGGUAGCCAUCGUGAUCGCCGGUGCUUUCCGCCACUCGCUCAAGCAGACCGACGAGCUCAUCUUCGAGGCGUCGGACACCCGCUUCGGGUUCCAAUGCAGCAACUCCAAGUAUCUUGGGCUCAACGGCACGUCACUCGCCUGUGCCUCGGAUACGUUUAACGAUGCAAACAGCACAGCCGCCGUCUUUCCGAGCUUCGUGGACGUGAACUCCGUCUUGGGGCUGCCGGAGACCAUCACGAAGCUGUCCUUGACACAACACAUCUACCUAUUGGCGGAGCGGUACGUUCCAAACAAUGCGGUGCAGGCGGUUAGUGCCGACUACUACAUCAGCUCAAUGGCGAUAGCCACUGUCUUGGGUGUGGCCGUCACGCGCAGCUUCCGCGGUGGAGGAGUUGGUCGCGAUCGCGGCGAUGCCAGACGCAACCCGCUGCUCAGACUCUUCGUGCACAUGUACGCCGCGCUCUUCACGAUUUUGGAUUGGCUGCAGUCGCUGGCGCUCGUGGCCAUCCUGCCACUCACUAUCGGGUCGGUGCUUAUUGAUCCGGCCAACUCGAGGCUCGCGUCGUUUGCAGGGAGGUGGUGUCUUACGAGCGUGUUCGUGUGCGCCAUCCAAUGCCUCGUGCUCUGUCCGAUCCUGUUCUACAUGGUAACUCGCCGCCAUCCGUUCGGCUGGAUGCUCAAGAUGAUGCCGCCUCUGCUUUACAGCGUGCUGCUGCAGUCUCCUCUGCUGCCGCUGGCAAUCGCCACCAAGAGCGUGCUGCGUUCACGAGAAGUUCCGCCUGCCGUCUUCGGCGCGCUGUUCCCUGUACUGGCUGCGUGCAAUCGUCUCGCACAGGGUAUCGUCUUGCCGGUGGUUCUCAUGUGGACGGUGAGCUACGGAGAGUGUGCGCUUCCGCUCAACUUCAGCAACAGCGCGCGGGUCUUUGGCUACUCGUUGAUCGCUAGUCUUGGAGACACGGCAGUGCCCCAGUCGACUGUUGUUUUCUUCUUUACGGUGUGGCAGGGAUUCUGCGGCGUUAGCGACCUGCCACCCACGCCCAUCGAGCUCGGAGGCAUCAUGCUGCUGAUCACCAGACUGCAGGCCCUCACCAACACGGCAACCAACCUCAUGCUGGUACGCAUGGCCGCCAGCACCGACGAGGGGCGCAUGUACGCACACCAUUUCGCGAUGUAG